GUAAGCAGCAACCAGCAGCCGGCUUCUAAAGCUCUCUUCAGUUUACCGCGUGUGUCCGUGUAGGGUUGUAGUAGUUAAUGCCCAAGAGGGACGCUGACGAGUUUGAAUGGAUAUUUACAAAAUGCGUGCAAAGCGUGUGUGGGUUUAAUAUAAAACUAUUCCCCUCCCAUACAAGUGAACAGUAAUUAACUCAAUAAACAUUUUUAAUUUUUCUUUUAAAGUGUUUAAAGUGUUAAUCUCGCAAAAUAAACUUUCCAGUAUGUGCGCGUUUUGGGAAUUAGCGUUUGGAUUGAUAGUGUCAGCCGUCGUCGUCGCCGCCUCUGAGGACGAAUUAUAUUUCUCCAAGCAUCCCGAGGACCACGAAGUUGUCUCAGGAAGAUCUGUCACCUUAUUUUGUGAGACAAAACCUACUGAAGGCAUUUCGUACUAUUGGGAAUUGAAUGGUUCCAAAAUUGCGAACACGACUCGACGUCACCAACAGGGUUCGAACCUGCACAUAACUCGCGUCGACAGGGAACGGGAUUCGGGCCAAUUUCGAUGUAAUGCUCAAGGACCAUCUGGAGUUUCCACCACCAGCAAUCCGGCCAAAUUGAACAUACACUGGAUCGAAGAGCCAUCCGUUCAACUCCAAUCGCCAGAAUCCGCAUCCUUUAUUACGAACGGUGGAGAAGUUGUACUCAGGUGCCAUUUGGAAGCUUCCGGAGAUGUCCACGUCGAAUGGUUUAGAAAUUCCGAUAGAUUAGUAAAAUCGUCGAAGCAUGAAAUGAAGAAACGACGACUGCAUAUCAAAGAAGCCAGUCCUUCUGACAAUGGAAUUUAUAAAUGUACUGCUCAGAAUCAAGCCGGAAUCAAGCAUAGCACAAAAAAUUUCGCUCUUGCAGUAGCCGGAAAUCAGACUGCCUUAAUAGAAAAAGUACCAACUAAUCAAUUAGUUAAAAAGGGCGAAACCGUAUUUUUUCAUUGUUCGUACCAACAAGCGGAUGUAAUAGAAUGGUAUUUUAAAGAUGUGGGACCAUUAGAAUCUAACAAUAGAGUUACUUUGCACAAAAACGGUACUUUACAAAUUGAUAACGUCCAACAUUCCGACCAAGGAUUAUACACUUGUGUUGGAGUAAAAAGUGAAUCAGAUGAAGUGCCUCAAAAUUACAACGCCGAAUUGCAUAUAGCUUAUAUUCAUGAUUUUGUACCAUCAUAUUUCGAACCAACAUUAAAUGAAGACGCAACUUACAUAGUGCCAGAAGGAUCAGAAUUUCAAUUAACUUGUUUAGAACCAAAAAGUAUGCCACCUGCCAAGAAAUGGUGGCAAAGUCCGGCUGGACAUACAGUACAGGUAUCUGAUAAAGGACAAGUCAAAGUGGAUGACGACGGAAGAUUAAUCAUCGAAAAAGUAGAAUUGAGUAAUGCUGGAAAUUAUACUUGUGUAGCUGAAAAUAUAGCUGAUAUUGUUCAACAAUCAAUUAACUUAAUAAUUACAACAAAACCAAAAAUUAUUACCCACCCAAAUAGUGUAACCGUUGAUGAAAAUGAAAACAGUUUAUUAAUUUGUAAUUUUGAAACUGAAUCGGAAGAAUACACAACCGUAAGAUGGAGAAAAGAUGGAAAGCCGUUUAAUCACGAUUUCGAGGAGGGAUCUGCAAAUCCGCAACGAAUCAAAAUUUUCAAACAUAACGGAACUCUUCUUAUACAAUCAACAAAAAUAUCGGAUAGAGGAGAAUAUGUUUGCGAAGUUAUUACAACCGGAUUUAAACCAGUUUUGUCAAAUUCAGCGACGAUAUCCGUUAUUGAAAUAUUAAAAUUCGCACCUCCUCCGGUGAAUAAAAAAUUAGAGCUUGGUACGGUUGCGAAAAUUCAUUGCAAAGCUCAAGGAACACCUCCUCCGAUUAUUCAUUGGGAGAAAAUUGGAAGUAACUCGGAAGGAUUUGCUAAUCAUAUCGCCGAUAUGAACGGUACUCUUCAUUUUAACGGGGUUUUAGUUGAAGAUAAAGGAAAAUAUACUUGUACUGCCAGUAACAGCCAAGGAAUUAUUAAUGCUACCGUUACAAUCGACGUAGUUGUUGCUCCUAAAUUUAGCAUCCUUCCUAAAACUCCUACGGAAGCUAUUGAAGGAACGUCUGUUUGGAUUGAUUGCGUUGUUGAAGGGGACCCUAAACCAACAAUCCAAUGGGAUAAAAAUUCUAAAAUGAAUGAUUUUGAUAACGCUAGAUUUAAAGUAUUAAAAAAUGGAACGUUGUAUAUCACUGAAGUUCAUAGAGAAGAUGAUAAUAGUUAUGGGUGUACAGCCGGAAGUAGCGCAGGAUUAAACAGAAAAGAAGUUAGAUUAAUAGUUCAUGGGCGUGAUCAUCAAAACGAAAAUGCAAAUGAAGGAUCAGCAGUAACUAAAGCAGUUUUAAUAACGAUGUCGGUUGCAGCAGCUUAUAUUAUUUUAGUUGUUGGAUUAAUGGUUUGGUGUAGAUAUAGAAGAAGAUCAAGAAAAUUGCCCAUUAAUGAUACUAAAACUGAAAAUGGAGAUAUAGAUCAUGCCGAAUUAAAAGAAAAUGCAAACGGUCACACACCCGGCCCAUCAAAAAUAACAAUAGACGGCGAAUCAACGCUUAAAGAAGGCCAAAAAAGUGAUGGCGCGGAAACGACCCAUUCCCAAGGAUCAAACCAAUCGAAAAAAUCAAAAUCCAGCUACGAUAAAUUCGCUCUAUCGCGCACACAUUUAAAAGAAACAAAACUUAUUGGAAGAGGCGAAUUCGGAGAUAUUAUGGUGGCAAAAAUUUCCAAAAGUGUUAUCGGGUCAACAAGCGAUAAAAGAAAUUCUGGGUCUUCAACUCCAAACGGGGUUAAUGAUGAAAAAGAUGUUCAUGUUUUGGUGAAAUCUUUAUCACAUACUAAAGACGAACACAGUUUGACCGAAUUUAAACGAGAAAUUGAUAUGUUUACAAAAUUAACUCAUGAUAAUGUUACGAAAUUGUUUGGAUUGUGUCGUGAAGCUGAACCUCAUUAUAUGAUUUUAGAACAUACUGAUUGGGGUGAUUUAAAACAAUUUCUUGUUGCUACUCAAAAAGGCGAACCACCACAAUUAACUCCCGUUCAAUGUGUCGCGAUUAUUCAACAAUUGGCAAGAGGAAUGGAUCAUUUAGCAUCAUCAAGAAUGAUACACAAGGAUUUGGCAGCCCGAAAUUGCGUUAUAACAUCAAAACUUGUCGCUAAAAUUGGUAUUCCAAGAACAACCAGAGAUCCAUACAGCAUGGAAUAUUGUAAACACAUGAAUCAUAUAAUUCCACUACGUUGGAUGCCUUAUGAAGCAGUUUAUGAAGAUGAAUUUUCAACGAAAAGUGAUGUUUAUGCGUUUGGAGUGGUGAUUUGGGAAAUAUUCUAUCAAGGUGAAUUACCGUUCCCUAAAAUGAACGAUAACAGCUUAUUAACCAAAUUAAAAGAAAAAGCUUUGGAAUGGAAAUUCCAUAAAGAUACGCCUGAGGAGUUGCAAAAAUUGCAAGAAACGUGUUUGGACACAAACCCGCAAAAUCGGCCGACGUUCGCGUCAAUGGUAAAAGAAAUCGAAGAAAUUUUAAAGUCCAUGUAAAUAAAAGCUCCGAAAAAUGAAGCUGAAACGUAUUAAAACUAAACGAAUAAAGAAACCAAAUUAUAGACGAAAAGAGUAUGUGUAAAAGCUUCCAAUGAAUUUAGACGAAUCAUUAACGCCUUAUUGCAAUGUUUAAAAAAAGUUCGAUUUUGUGUGUUUCUUUAUGAUUUAUUGUUUCUAUUUUUUUUUAUUGAAUAUUUAUGCUAGCUUUAAGAAUAAACGCUGUAUGUGACCUGGUCAAUUAGCAGCAAGAAAUUCAGAGUCGCUAGUCUCAUGCUGAAAGGUCUGAAUGUAUGUAAAAAUAAAAUUUGUACAUAUCGUUUAGUUUUUAAGUAUUAAAUUUUAGGCAUAUCACGUUUUCUCUUCUCCAUACUUAUUAAUUUAUGAACGUUUCAUGUACAUUACAUCUCGUAUAGCCACUAUACACUGCCAAAUGUACCGAUAAUGUGACUUUUUUAAUUAUACUUACCUAAUUAAGAAACGACUCUCUUCUCACUGUAAUAUAAAUAAUAGUUUUUCUAUUGCGAUUGAUAUAAGAUCUUAUAAGGCACUUAACUAACGACUCUAUCAGUACCAUGCAAUAAUGAUUAACGCCUGAUGAUUAUAACAUAAGAAUUCACAAAUUUACAAUAUCGACUGAAUAAAUAAUUUAAUUUGAAUUUUAUAACCAAUUUUUACGCAAACUUUUGUACUUCCAAUUUAUUCCGUUUUUUUGUAACGAAUUGUAAAUGUCGUAAUUACCAAUCGUAAUAGCUUAUCAGUACGUCUUUAAACGUUUUGAGCGAAUUAAUAAACGUACGAUCAUGAAAGAACUGAUACUUAGCUUUUGUAAGUGUAAUAGUAUUCACAGUAAACUUUUUAAACGCUAAUAAUAAACGUAACUUAUCGUGUAGUGUACUUAAUAGUUACAUUAAUAAUUUUAGUAACUUGUAUAUUUAAAUAAAAACAAAAAAUCGGUUAAUAACAUGUAAUCAUCGACAUUUUACAUACUACUCAAUAAAAUAUUAUGUAUAAACUUACAAUCUGUCCAAUGA
Onthophagus taurus is the source of this 4602-nucleotide messenger RNA. The record is from RefSeq and is a predicted model, not a curated record. NCBI's taxonomy places the organism in Eukaryota, Metazoa, Arthropoda, Insecta, Coleoptera, Scarabaeidae.